Beta vulgaris subsp. vulgaris (sugar beet) is the source of this 2265-nucleotide messenger RNA. RefSeq names its product ubiquitin carboxyl-terminal hydrolase 24. The transcript has 7 exons. Gene Ontology annotation, molecular function: cysteine-type endopeptidase activity; cysteine-type deubiquitinase activity. Gene Ontology annotation, biological process: protein deubiquitination. The record is from RefSeq and is a predicted model, not a curated record. Gene Ontology annotation, cellular component: nucleus; cytosol. Bases 255 to 1865 code for a protein of 536 amino acids. NCBI's taxonomy places the organism in Eukaryota, Viridiplantae, Streptophyta, Magnoliopsida, Caryophyllales, Amaranthaceae.
AACUUUCAAUAUCUUUUUUGAGGAAAGGGAUAGAGGAAAAAAGAAAGGAAGAAACAUAGAAAAGAAAAGUUUGUAAACCCUAAUAAUAACCUCUCGAAAUUCCAAUCCCUAAUUUUGCUAGGAAAAUUCCGUCUCUCUCUCUAAAGAUCACAGAUUUCAUUCCACUUUUCUUUUCUAUAUAUAAUGUCCGACUUUCUGCACCAAUUCAACUUCAGAAAUUGAAGGAUUCUUUCGACGAUGCAAAAAAAUUGAAGAUGAUCGUGUUUGGAUCAUUUACUGAGGACGAGAUCAGGUCAUUAAACAGUAAGCCAUCCGAGGAUUCUGCAACUCCUGUGGGCAAGACUGAACUCCAGUUCGGGUCAUUGCCUUUGGUGUCAGGUGUACUACUAAAUGGUACAAAUGGGGAAACUGGAAAAAAAUUGUUCUCUUCUGUAAAACCAUCAAAUUCAGUGAAGAAAGAUGCUGGUUCAGUGCAUUCAAAGGCAUUGGUGCCAGGAUCUGGAGAUGUCUUAAAAGAAAAUGGAAGCAUUUACAACUCUGAACAUAUCAUCCCUCUAAGUAAUGGCAUGAAACAAAUUAAAGUUGGAAGUCCUGAUCUAGCUUCUGCAUGCCUUACGGAUAAUGAUGGAACUGUUCUUUCACAACAAACUUUAACUCCGCCACAAGGUCGUCAGAGCCUUGGGCUGAAGGAGAGAGAUGCUAAUGGUGUUCAUGGUGCAUCUCAGAAGCUUGUGUCUUUAAAAGAUGAUCUGAAAAAAGCUUCUAAUGGUAGCAUUGCUACCAUGGGUGACUUGCUUCCCAGGGGAUUGAUCAAUGCAGGGAAUUCAUGUUUCAUUAACGCAACUCUGCAAGCACUUUUAUCCUGCUCCCCCUUUCUGAAACUCUUGCAGGACCUUAGAACUCGUGAUAUCCCGAAGGUUGACUAUCCCACAUUGAUUGCAUUUGUGGAUUUUGUAUCGGAGUUUGACAUGCCUCAUGGUUCAAGUUCUAAGACCAAAGAUUCAAGUUUGGUUGAGACUGGCAGGCCUUUUAGUCCUGCUAUGUUUGAAGGCGUGGUGAAAAAUUUCACUCCAGAUGUGGCAAGUGAUUUCUAUGGCUGGACGAGGCAAGAAGAUGCUCAGGAGUUCUUGAGCUUCGUGAUGGACCGCAUGCAUGAUGAAUUACUCAAGCUUUCCGGCAUGGAUGCACGGAAGUUGUCACUGGUAUCAUCAUCAGAAGAUGAUGAUGAGUGGGAGACUGUUGGUCGUAAAAAUAAAUCUGCAGUGACAAGAACUCAAAGCUUUGUCCCAUCAGAACUCAGUGCAAUUUUUGGCGGAGAAUUGAGGAGUGUUGUGAAGACAAAGGGAAAUAAAGACUCUGCCACAAUUCAGCCAUAUCUCUUGCUCCAUCUUGAUAUAUUGUCUGAGGCUGUCAACACAAUAGAGGAUGCACUUCGCCUAUAUUGUGCACCAGAGACAGUCGAAGGUUACCGAGCAUCAAACACUAGUAAGGCUGGAGUGGUCCCAGCUAGCAAAUCUAUCAAAAUACGAACCCUGUCAAAGAUAAUGAUAUUGCACCUGAUGCGCUUCACCUAUAAGACUCAAGGGACUCAAGGGAGUACCAAAGUGCACAAACCCGUUCAUUUUCCCCUUGAAUUGGUGUUAAGCUCACAACUCCUUGUGUCACCGACGAAGCAGGGUAGGAAGUAUGAACUUGUGGCAACGAUCACUCACCAUGGAAGGGACCCAAGCAAGGGGCAUUAUACAGCUGAUACUCGUCAUCCUGAUGGGCAGUGGCUACGGUUCGACGAUGCAUCUGUCAUGUCAGUACCAACUAGCAAGGUUUUACAUGAUCAGGCCUAUGUACUUUUCUACAAGCAAGUGUAGAUCACAAGGUUAAAGAUGUUCACCCUUGGUUAAGCCUGUCAGAGUACGCGAUGAUCUCGGCCUUGGACCAUCGCGUGUGGAAUGUGAAGCUCUUUCACCUAUGCGUUUGCGGUUAGAUUAGUGAAUCUUCUUUUGUACUUCUGAUUAUCUUCACCUCCAUGCCACGCAGAGCAUGUUAGGAAUUAACUUAUAUGAGUUGUCAAAAAUUGAUAGUGAUAGAUCUGUGGGGGAGUGGUUAGGGUGGGAUGAGAUUAGGCGCGGGAGGUUGGUUUGCAACAACUGAUCAUGCAUGCUUGCUAGGGUUUCAUGCUUCUGCAUCUUGUGUAAGAAAAAUGUUACUUGUGUAAGAAAAGUGUUGCUAAGUUCUGGCUAUUUAUGAUUAAAAGUUCUGAAAGGUUAA